This is a messenger RNA of Lodderomyces pseudojiufengensis, 1077 nucleotides long. RefSeq names its product acid phosphatase. NCBI's taxonomy places the organism in Eukaryota, Fungi, Ascomycota, Pichiomycetes, Serinales, Debaryomycetaceae. The record is from RefSeq and is a predicted model, not a curated record. The transcript is spliced from 2 exons. Gene Ontology annotation, molecular function: phosphatase activity. Bases 1 to 1077 code for a protein of 358 amino acids.
AUGGGUAAACCAACAUACAUCUUAAUAAUACGACAUGGAGAAUCUGAAGGAAAUUGUGAUAAGUCAGUAAAUCGAACAACGCCAAAUCAUUUAGUACCAUUAACCAAAAAAGGUCAUGAACAAUCAGAAAGAGCAGGAGAUUUAUUAGUAAACUUUGUACAUCACAAAGCAUUAAUCAAUGCUAAUCCCAAACGUGCCAAAAAAUCAAUACUAUUUUAUACUUCACCAUAUUUAAGAACAAGACAAACUUGUUUUAAUCUAAUUGAAAAAAUAAAAAAUGAAGGAGAUAUUCAAUAUACAGUUCAAGAAGAAACUAGAAUGAGAGAACAAGAUUUUGGUAAUUUUCAAUCAUCUGGAUCUGAAAUGGAUAGAAUAUGGAAAGAACGUGCAAGUUAUGGUCAUUUUUUUUAUAGAAUACCUCAUGGUGAAUCAGCAGCAGAUGUUUAUGAUAGAGUUGCAAGUUUUAAUGAAAGUUUAUAUAGACAAUUUCGUAAUGAAGAUUUUCCAAAUAUUUUGGUUUUAGUAACUCAUGGAAUAUGGUCAAGAGUAUUUUUAAUGAAAUGGUUUAAAUGGACUUAUGAAGAAUUUGAAAGUUUAACAAAUAUACCUCAUUGUAAAUAUAUAAUAAUGAAAAUAGAUCCAAAAACUCAAAAAUAUCAUUUAUUAACAAAAUUAGAUACAUGGGAUGAUGUUAGUGAUGAUGAAUUAAGACUGGAAAUAUUAAAAGAUUUAAAAGAAAAUGAAUUAAAUACUAAUACAGAUAGUUUUAUAAAUCAUAGUAAUAAUGCUGAUGAAAUUGAAAUGAUUAUAAGUGCUCAAAAGCUGAAUAUUGAUUUUAAUAAAGAAAAAAAUAAAAAAAUAGAAGAAAUGUAUAAUCAAGUUCAUAAUAAAAUACAUGAACCUGAACCAAAUAGAAAAUUUAAUAAUGGUGAAACUAAUAAAACAUCUGGAGGACAUAAUGAUUCAAUAAAUCCAAAUGAUACUGAAUUUAGAGAUAGAUUGAUUUCCAAAUUUAAAGUAGAUAAUCAAAGUGUAUGUAAUAGUGUUGAGAGUCUCGAAAAUUGGAAACUGAAUUGA